This is a messenger RNA of Psylliodes chrysocephalus, 1267 nucleotides long. The record is from the annotation of a GenBank genome assembly. NCBI's taxonomy places the organism in Eukaryota, Metazoa, Arthropoda, Insecta, Coleoptera, Chrysomelidae.
AACGUCGUAAACUAAAAUGCAAAAUGUAAAUAAACCGAUAUAAUUUCAAACCGAGCACGAUUUUCGAUAAAAAUUAAAUUGCAUAAACAAAUUUCCAUCAAACUGCAUUGUAUUUUAGAAUGCUGGCCAUGGAUAACAGUUUUACCAACUACAUAUAUCUACAUAUCGGUUAAGAAAACAUGCAUUUUUACUACAAAAUAUUUCUAAUAUUACUCAUAAUUAUUUCAUUACUCUGUACUCAAAAACUAUUUAGAAUUAACAAAAAAUUGUACACCGACGAAACUUUUAAUGAGUCUGCUCAAGUUUUACCGAAAAACACUAUCCAGUGUUAUCGAAUGAAUUUAGACACACUUCCCGAUAUUUCCAAAGUGCCUCCAAGAAAAGACAAAUCGAUAUUUUUCCACGAAACAUCUUGCAACUCUUUUUAUAAAGGAAAAAUCACAAUAAAUGCUAGACAGGCAUGUGCAGUUGAAAGCGCAGCUUUAUUAAAUCCAAAUUUGGAUGUGUAUUUACUGUAUUCUUCGCCAGGUGUUUUACAAUUUUCUGGAGAUGAGUCGGAUAAGUUUUUGAGGGCACUGCUAAGCUAUGGUAACGUAAAUAUUUUGCAUUUGGAUUAUUACAAACAUACCAAAGGAACACCUGUUGAAGAACUGUAUAAAUCUGGAAAGUUGGAAAGCUCUGAUUUUGUUGUUUUUCAUGCAAGCGAUGUAAUUAGAUUUACCACACUAUGGAAAUAUGGCGGAAUAUAUUUAGACUUGGAUGUUAUAGUUACGAAACCUCUGAAUAAGUUACCUCUAAAUUUUGCCGGUAUUGAACGGAAUGACAGCGUGAAUUCAGCAAUUUUAGGUUUAGCAUCAGAUGGAAUUGGUCACUCAAUGGCUGAAAAAUGUCUUAAUGAGCUGAAACAUAAUUUUGAUGGUCAAGAAUGGGCCAAAAAUGGUCCUGGUCUAAUAACAAGGGUAUUACAAGAGACAUGUGGUGUAACAUUAGCUAAAGAUAUGGUAGGAAGAAACUGCGAUGGUUUUACAGUUUAUCCACAGAAUAUGUUUUAUCCCAUACCUGGUCCUUCAUGGAAGACACUGUUUAAUAAGAAAUAUUUGAAAAAUAUUAUAAAAGAGACCAAAGGAAGUUAUACAAUUCAUAUUUGGAACGAUAUUAGCGCUCCUAGAAAAAUACCUGUAAAGUCUGUUAAUUCACCGUAUUUAUAUUUUGCUAGAAAAUUUUGUCCCAAGGUUGUUAAAGCUAUAAAUAAAUAUUUUUAAUAUAA